UUAAUUUGCCAUGCUUUAUUUUCAGCUUGUCAUUAUGGCUGGCACUGUUCUGCUUGCAUACUACUUUGAGUGUACGGAUACCUUUCAAGUGCACGUUCAAGGCUUCUUCUGCCAAGAUGGAAAUCUAAUGAAACCAUACCCAGGGACUGAAGAUGAAAGUUUCAUUUCCCCUCUGGUGCUGUACUGUGUGCUGGCUGCAACACCAACAGCUAUUAUUUUUAUUGGUGAGAUCGCAACUUAUUUCAUUAAAGUCUACAAGAGAUAAACUGAUAGUUCAAGAAAAAAUGAUUCUGACUGGAGAGUGCUGUUACUUAAAUCCAUUAAUCAGGCGAAUCAUAAGAUUUAUAGGGGUUUUUGCAUUCGGCUUAUUUGCAACGGACAUUUUUGUAAAUGCUGGUCAAGUGGUAACGGGCAAUCUCACUCCAUAUUUCCUGACUGUCUGUAAACCGAACUAUACUGGACCAGACUGUCUUGCUCAUCAUCAGUUUAUGAGCAAUGGAAACAUCUGUACUGGAGAGCCAGAAAUGAUAGACAAGGCCAGGAGGUCAUUUCCUUCUAAACAUGCUGCUCUGAGUAUCUACUCUGCGUUAUAUACCACGAUGUAUAUCACGAGCACAAUUAAGACAAAGAGCAGCAGACUAGCAAAACCUGUCCUUUGCCUUGGAACUCUGUGUUCUGCCUUCCUCACCGGACUUAACCGUGUGUCAGAAUACAGGAACCACUGCGUUGAUGUUAUUGGUGGCUUCAUUUUGGGGACAGCUGUGGCUUUGUUUUUGGGCUUGUGUGUUGUCCAUAACUUUAAAGGAACACAUGGAUUUCCCUCUAAACCGAAGCCUGAAGACACAAGGGGGAUGCCUCUAAUGGCUUUCCCCAGAGUGGAAAGUCCUCUGGAGACUUUGAGUGCUCAGAAUCACUCUUCAUCGAUGACUGAAGUCACUUGA
Messenger RNA from Staurois parvus, 941 nucleotides. The record is from the annotation of a GenBank genome assembly. NCBI's taxonomy places the organism in Eukaryota, Metazoa, Chordata, Amphibia, Anura, Ranidae.